Molecule: messenger RNA, 2431 nt
Organism: Scatophagus argus
Lineage: Eukaryota; Metazoa; Chordata; Actinopteri; Scatophagidae
Gene: tmeff2a
Product: transmembrane protein with EGF-like and two follistatin-like domains 2a
Exons: 10
Coding region: 541-1677 (378 amino acids)
Molecular function (GO): protein binding
Source: RefSeq, a predicted model, not a curated record
UGCGACUCUGAACGCACCGCACAUACAAAGUAAACGGGAGGACCGCUCCGCUCGCGCUGGGGGGAGCUGCUCGUUUCACCCGUGGAUACUAUUACACAACUGCCAUCGUCUCCAAACCGUGUCUGUGGGAUACUCGAGCCACAUCCUCUCAGUUUUACAUGAUUUUGUAUCACCCCUCUUCUUUUUCUUUCCCAUCAUUCCUCCCCUCUUCUCACCUUUGAGCAUCCUUCUCGCAAGUCUCCUUGCCCGCCUGGCUAACUUUUCCACCCGACUCCAUCCCACACAACCUCCUCCAUCGCUCACCAACCCUCGACCGUUUCCUCCCCAAGUUCCUCCUCUUAUUGCAGCAGCCUGCCUCGGAUCAGGCGGAAACCAUUUGGUCAGUCUACACGGGUACUGCUACAUGGGGCGCACGGUGUCGCUCGGAAAAUGGUCUGCUGUUGGUCUCUAGGCGCCCCGCUGAACCUGCCGGGAUUGGAGUUGUCGUUGCGCGUCUGCGUCUCUUUCCCACCUCGCCUGUGCUGUCGGGACCAGUGAGAUAUGGGUCUCUCCGUGGCGGCGCAGGCACCGCUCGAGGAGCCCCGACGACUGCGCCAGUGGAGCGGGACGUCGGGAGGCUGGCUCAGGAUCACCCUCGUCUCAUUUCUCGCCACUUUACCUGUGGAGCAGCUGCGCGCCUUCCCGUCCUCCCUGAGCGACUGUCAGACGCCGACCGGCUGGAACUGCUCCGGUUUUGAUGACCGGGACACAGACCUGUUCUUGUGCGACACCAACACAUGCAAAUUCGAUGGGGAGUGUCUAAGAAUUGGGAACAUGGUGACAUGCAUUUGCGACUUCAAGUGCAACAAUGAUUAUGCCCCGGUGUGCGGCUCUAACAAUCAGAACUACCAGAACGAGUGCUUCCUGCGCAGGGAUGCCUGCAAGCAGCAGUCUGAAGUACUCAUUAUGUCAGAAGGCGCCUGUCCUGCCGAUGCCGGCUCAGGAUCAGGAGACGACGGAGGAGAGGGCUCAGCCGAGGCCGGGCAGAAGGAAACCUCCACCUGUGAUAUUUGUCAGUUUGGGGCUGAGUGCGAUGUGGACGCAGAGGAUGUUUGGUGUGUUUGCAACAUCGACUGCUCACACAUCAGCUUCAACCCAGUGUGUGCCUCAGACGGUCGUUCCUAUGACAACCCCUGCCAGGUGAAGGAGGCGUCCUGUCAGAAGCAGGAACGCAUCGAGGUCAAGUACCUGGGCCACUGCCAAGGCGACAUCAUAACUGGGAACAAAGGCGGAGAUGGGCACUUCGCACGGACCGACCUCACAGUGGAAAAAGAGGAUCCGCUGGCCCGCGGCCUGUACAUCCCCUGUCCAGAUCACUACAAAAACUACUGUGUCCACGGAGAGUGUCAGUUCCCCAGUAUCCUGGCCCAGCCCUCCUGCAGCUGUCACUCAGGCUUCAGAGGUCCCCAGUGUGACAUCAAAGAGUACAACGUGCUCUACGUGGUGCCAGGCUCCGGCAAACUGCACUAUGUCCUCAUCGCCUCUAUCAUUGGAGCACUCCAGGUGGUCAUCAUCUGUGUGGUGGUGCUCUGCAUUACCAGGAAGUGCCCACGGACCAACAGGAUCAACCGGCAGAAGCAGAAUAAUGUCCACUUCAGUUCAGAGAACACCAUGCGCGCCUCCACUCGACUUAUCUGAGCCCGGACACACCGGACGGAGUCCCCCUGCUCUUUACGGAGCGCCGAGGCGUUAGAUGUUCCCCCCUUUGUAGGCCAGCCCCCCUGAAAAUUAGGCUCUGCUUCCCCUCACUCCUCGCCCUCUCUCUCAGUAUGAACUUUAGGAAUGCCUGGGAAAGACGGUGGCAAAGCAAAGACAGAGCUGGCGUGCGUUGGUGAGUGAUGAUGAUGUUGUCAUCAUUAGCCACCGCCGCCAAACUCCCCACCCCUUGUUGCCGAUGUGUCUCCUUGCACCUUGUCACUUCCGCCCAGGGUUUUUCUGAAAAACUGAACCACGAGGUGUCAGGACGUGGGGGGGGGCUAAAGAUUCAGAAUGUGUGAGUCAGUGUGUGAGUGUGAGUGUGCGUGUUAGAUGUGUGAACUUUGGUAGAGGCGGGCUAGCCUGUGUCUGUCGUUUCUAGAUGAGGGGUUAAUGCGAAUCGGGGUAGUGCAAAGCGGGGUCACGGGCUUUAAAGAGGUGUGUGUUGUCCAGUGUGGGGUGGGGGGAGGGGCGGGGCGGGUUCGGGGGGUUCGGGACUACACGUGAUGCCUUGCACCUUGUGUUAUAGGAGACCUUUGACAGAGGGCACAGUGUUACUAUAGAGCUCUCUGUUCGGUUGUGACGACAAAGUCAGCUUCUGUAUGUUGGGUUCUAUUUCCAAUAGUUAUUACUACAUUGUCUUGAUGGGGUCAUUUUUCUGUAAAUGUAAAUAAAUAAUUUAUAUCACGAAAUGUAA